Messenger RNA from Pyricularia oryzae 70-15, 1482 nucleotides. RefSeq lists its product as uncharacterized. Gene Ontology annotation, biological process: protein quality control for misfolded or incompletely synthesized proteins. Gene Ontology annotation, molecular function: ATP binding; ATP hydrolysis activity. The coding region runs from base 1 to 1482 and encodes 493 amino acids. The transcript has a single exon. The record is from RefSeq and is a predicted model, not a curated record. Gene Ontology annotation, cellular component: mitochondrion; cytoplasm. NCBI's taxonomy places the organism in Eukaryota, Fungi, Ascomycota, Sordariomycetes, Magnaporthales, Pyriculariaceae.
AUGGAUGGACACUGCAACUUGCUUUCAGCCUUUCAGACGUUUUGCAGCCCACGUGAUGCCAACAAAGAUGCCACGAGCCCCAUGCAGGAGUACGACCGUCGGGUCGACGAGGGGAUAUUACGAAACGAUGAACAUCAGCGAGGAAUAAUACAGAGCCUCCAACAUCUCCACGAUGAGCUACGAGACUAUGAAGCCCCGGCAGUAAAACACCCGUCCCUCGAGGCCCUCAAAGCCCCGGCGCAAAAGUCGCUCUUCGGCAGCUUCUUUGGCAGCAAAGGACCAAAAAAAGCGGCGAUAGGGGAUAUCCCCGCGAACCUCCCGCGCGGCUUGUAUCUUUAUGGCGACGUGGGUUCGGGCAAGACGAUGUUGAUGGACCUGUUUUACGACACUCUGCCGCCGAGUGUCAAGUCCAAGACGCGCAUUCACUUUCACAACUUCAUGCAGGACGUGCACAAGCGCAUGCACAAGAUGAAGAUGCAGCACGGCAACGACUUGGAUGCGGUCCCCUUGAUAGCGGCCGAUAUUGCCGAGCAAGGCAACGUGCUGUGCUUCGACGAGUUCCAGUGCACCGACGUCGCCGACGCCAUGAUAUUGCGCCGCCUACUCGAGGCCCUCAUGUCGCAUGGCGUCGUGCUCGUUACCACUAGUAACCGUCACCCGGACGAUCUGUACAAGAACGGAGUUCAGCGCGAAAGCUUUAUACCUGCCAUCGAGUUGCUCAAGAGCAGGUUGCACGUCAUCAACCUCGACUCGCCAACCGACUACCGCAAGAUUCCGCGCCCGCCAUCCGGCGUGUACCAUACCCCGCUCGACAAACACGCGCAGUCGCACGCCGAGAAGUGGUUUGCCUUCUUGGGGGAUGCCUCGGACCCGGGCCACCCGGAGACCCAGACGGUGUGGGGAAGGAAGAUCCAUGUGCCGCGGGUCAGCGGCCGGUGCGCGUGCUUCACGUUCGACGAGCUGAUCGGCCGACCGACUGGUGCAGCCGACUACAUCGAACUGGUUCGGAGCUACGACGCUUUCGUUGUCACCGACGUACCUGGCAUGACGUAUCGACAGCGCGACUUGGCCAGGCGCUUCAUCACCUUUAUCGAUGCCGUGUACGAGUCGCACGCCAAGCUUGUCCUGACUACGGCCGCGCCCCUGGGCGAGCUCUUCGUGUCGAGGGAGGAGAUGAGGGAGUCGCUCGCCGCGACCCGGAAGAAGGACGCCGGCAGGGAGGAACCCGACGAUGGCGACGUUGAGGGCGCAAUGGGACACAUGAUGGAGGACUUGGACUCCAACGUUGACAAGCUCAGGAACUCCAACUUGUUCUCGGGAGACGAGGAGGCAUUUGCAUUUGCGCGCGCGCUGUCUCGACUCAGCCAUAUGGGCAGCAAGGAGUGGGUCGAGAGGGGAAUGGGGCUGGAGAGUGCAGGUGGGAAGAAGGAGAAGGACGACUGGGCCAAGGUGCGGAGCAAGCAGAUGGAGGACAGCAUGUGA